AUGACUACUAUAAUGAGUAAUGAUUUUAUAAAUUAUAGUUCUAUAAAUACAACCUUUAGUCUAUGGACUAGGGUAAAAUGUCAAACUGGUCAAUCAUACAGAUCAUUGGCAUUUGACUUUCAGAUUUCACAUUGCACAAUAUCAACCAUUGUAAAAGAAGUUGUUUCAAGUACCGGUGAAAAACUUGUACCAGUACUUUUACCUUCACCAACAGAAACUUGUUUUAAAUCUCGGGCACUAGAGUUUUGGGAACGCUGGAAUUUCCCAAAUUGCGUAGGCGCCAUCGAUGGGAAACAUGUUCAAAUUGUAUGUCCAAAAAAAUCAGGUUCCCUAUUUUUCAAUUAUAAAAAUUACUUCUCCAUAGUUCUACUAGCAAUAGUUGAUGCAAAGUACAAGUUUUUAGCCAUCGAUGUAGGUUCGUAUGGAAAAGAAGGCGACAGCGGCAUUUUUUCUAAAUCAUCAAUAGGGAAACGAAUUUAUUCUGAACAGUUUGGGCUACCUCAAGCUUCUCAACUUCCAGGUUCCAACAAGUGUUUGCCAUUUGUCAUUGUUGGUGAUGAAGCCUUUAGGCUUCAUAUUCAUAUAAUGAAACCAUACAAUAGAGCUCAAGCAAAAUAA
Messenger RNA from Metopolophium dirhodum (rose-grain aphid), 618 nucleotides. RefSeq lists its product as uncharacterized. NCBI's taxonomy places the organism in Eukaryota, Metazoa, Arthropoda, Insecta, Hemiptera, Aphididae. The record is from RefSeq and is a predicted model, not a curated record. The coding region runs from base 1 to 618 and encodes 205 amino acids. The transcript has 2 exons.